GCAUCACUAGUAUAAUAUAAAUAAAAACGCACCUACUUAGCUAGAUAUGUUCAGCGCAGCCGUCUCUUAGUGCGCAGAGGUUUCCCUCCAAAUCCUUUACGUCAGUACGUAACGUAAACUGGUAGGGGACGGGGCUUCGCGUCCCGCAAUCCACCCUCUUUGAUCUAUCUAUCCAAAAUUCCUUUAUUAAAAUAGCUGUCCAUGUCUUAAAAAAUAUCGUUUGGCGGGAAAAAAGUGAUAAGACGAUUUUAGUGUUGUGAUUGACUUUAAAAUCGAGUGAAUAGUGAAUGUUUUAAUAGAUCAUUUUGUGCAAUUGUUAUUUUGCAUUACGUUUAUAAUAUUAUUAUUAUAUUUAUUGUGAUAUAUGUGUUUUAUUUGUGUUGAUAUUUAUAAAAAUUGUCACGGAUAUGCCGUUUGUUGUGUCGCGGCCGCGGCUCUAAGUCGUGCGUACGAACCUGCGCGCGCGCAGACGCUGGCGGUUCCGUGUAAACGUGUCCUCGAUGAUCACGUGCGUGCGCUGCGAUAGCUGACAUGAGCUGAACCAAAUCAUGUCCACGAAGAAACACUCGCCGCUACCCAAGCGGUCAGAGGCGGCACUGAGCGGUAGACUGUCCAAAUCGGCAUCGGAACUGUCAUGCGGUCCAGCAGCCACGUCGCCCCCACCCCGCGCCCGCUCUGCCCACCACCACGCCCCCCUCUCAGUUGUACACAGGACACAGCAUUUCUUUACGAAUUUGAAGAGCCGAUGGCAACGGAGCAGGAGUCGGGAGAGAUGUCCGGCUGGCACCAUGUUCUCCCUCGCCCCAGGACCCGAUAGCAGUGGCACGGAGUAUGCUGCUGACCAGAGUUCAGAGCACAGCACUCCUGCGAACUCACCCAGACAUAGAGGAAGAAGAGACCUAUCAAAUAGCAGACAAGUGUCGACCGACCCAGCGCCGUCCACGUCGGGUACACCAGCGCAUUACCCGCGCCCGCCGCCUGCGGAGCUGCUCCAAUUGGAACCAGACGAAGGUCAGAAACUUAGGGAGCAACAACUCAGGCAACAUGCGUUCUUCCAAUUUAGAAUACAUUUGAAGAGAGGCCAAAAUUUAGUAGCUAUGGACAAGAACGGUUUGUUGUCAGGCACCAGCGAUCCCUACGUGAAGUUCAAAGUUGGAGGUCGUUUGCUGCAUAAAUCAAGGAUCGUGUACAGAGACCUUAAUCCCGUUUGGGAUGAAUGCUUUACUGUGCCCAUUGAGGAUCCGUUUCAACCUGUACAGUUGAAGGUAUUCGAUUACGACUGGGGUCUUCAAGACGAUUUCAUGGGUUCCUGCCAAAUAGACCUGACCGCGUUAGAGCUGGGCCGUUCUCAAGACCUGGUGCUGUGCCUUCGGGAUCAGAACAAGCCCCAUCAGGAUAUGGGCGAGAUCGUUUUGAAUGUCACGCUUUGGCCAAAGUCGCAAGAAGACAAAGAACAGUAUUUACUGAAGAAUACGAGGUUAAGCGACGUGAAUAAACGGCUCAAAGCACAAAUAUGGAGUUCUGUGGUCACCAUCGUACUGGUGGAGGCGAAGAAUCUCCCCGCCAUGGACCUGGAUACGAGGUCCAGUGACCCAUAUUGUAAGUUUAGAUUAGGUAACGAAAAAUAUAAAAGCAAAGUGGUUUGGAAAACUUUACAUCCGUCGUGGUUGGAACAGUUCGACCUACAUUUAUACGAUGACCAGGAACAAAUACUAGAAGUCACCGUCUGGGACAAGGAUAAACAGACAAAAGACGACUUUAUAGGAAAAUGCUCAAUAGAUCUCUCGAGAUUGGAACGGGAAAUUACGCACAGCAUAUGGCAAGACCUAGAAGAUGGCAAUGGACAGAUCUUUUUACUUCUUACUAUAAGUGGCACUACUCAGUCAGAGACAAUUACUGAUCUAACAAGCUACAGAGAGAACCCUAGAGAUAUCGCCAAUAUGGAAAAGAGAUAUACGUGGUAUCGUUUAAAUGAGACAUCCAGUGGUGUUGGAUGGCUGUGUGUCAAAGUAUACGGAGCUAAAGGUCUGGCUGCUGCCGAUUUGGGAGGAAAAUCCGAUCCUUUUUGUGUUCUAGAAUUAGGUAAUGCUAGAUUACAGACGCACACAGAAUAUAAAACUCUAACGCCAAACUGGAUGAAGAUAUUUACAUUUACCGUAAAAGAUAUAUGCUCAUACCUUGAAAUUACUGUAUAUGAUGAAGAUCAUGACCAUAAAGUGGAGUUCCUCGGGAAACUAACAAUACCAAUAUUGAGCAUUCGUAACGGAGAAAAAAGAUGGUAUGCCUUAAAGGACAAGAAGAUGAGAGCGAGAGCGAAGGGGAAUUAUCCCCAAAUAUUAUUGGAAAUGAUGGUUAUAUGGAAUCCAUUAAAAGCAGCAAUAAGAGCGGUAAAUCCAAAAGAACCAAAGUACAUGCAUCAAGAGGCCAAAUUUAAAAGACAGUUGUUCAUAAGAAACGUAAUGAGAUUGAAAGCCAUUAUAAUGUGGUUCAUAGAAGUUGGAAAGAUUUUACAAGACUGUUUUGAAUGGGAAUCAAGGUUAUUAUCAUUCACAGGGCUCUUAGCGUGGUUGGCUUUUUGUUACUACUAUGAAAUGUGGAUGUUGCCCUUUUUAUUAUUAAUAUUUUUCAGUCGCAACUGGCUCAUCUAUAGGUUAACAGGAGGCAAUCCUUUACUUAUACCAGUGGAUGAUGAAGAUCUAUUAGCCGAAGAAGACGAUGAAGACGAAGCAGAUAAGGAAGAAAAGAAAUCACUAAAAGAACGAUUGCAAGCAAUACAAGAAGUGACACAAACAGUCCAAAAUGCUAUUGGUUAUGUAGCUUCACUAGGAGAAGCUGUAAAAAAUUUAAUGAAUUUCACGGUGCCAUAUCUAAGUUAUUUAGCCAUAAUAAUGUGCUUUGGAGCUAUGCUAGUAUUGUAUAUAAUACCAUUGAGAUACCUGCUCAUGGCAUGGGGUGUUAAUAAAUUUACAAGGAAAAUUCUACGGCCACAUUCAAUACCUAAUAAUGAAGUUUUAGAUUUACUAUCAAGAGUACCUGAUGAUGAAAUUUUAUUGGACUGUAGAGAACUAAAGCCCCAUCCAACAAGCGAACACCGUCGCGAUGCAAGGAAAAAGCACAAAGCUUCGUAACAUAUCUCUAGCCGGAUUCGAGGACGGAUCAAAUUUUAUGUUUCAAAAAUUACCAAAAAAUAAUAAUGCAAUAUACACAACAAUACCACACAAAAAAAAAAUACGGAGUCAUCGAAAUUAUUAAUACAUUUUCAAAAAGUGUUUUGCUAAUAAAAUUGAAACAUGCAUAAAAAGAAACAAGUUAAAAAUGGCGCAACAAUUUGUGACGCCAAAAAGUUUUCGAUUUUCAACACAUUAAUUUUGACAGUUGGAUAAGCCAUAUUAAUAUGGGAUAGAAGACUCAAAUUCUUACAAUCGAAAUUUUCGAUUUCGCUGAAUGAUUUUUUUCCUUCUAUGAUACUAAUGAUUUCUAUUUCACCUACAAAUAUUUAUUCAUUAAAGGUACAAUGCAUAUUUACUUUUUAAUAAUAAGUCUAAGUCUUUCAUAAAACAAAGAGUAUAACCUAAAUCUCAAUUAAUCAUCCAUAUAUACUAAAACCCUAAUAAAAUGGACUGAUAGGUGCGUUAAUUAUUGUAUUAUUGCAAGAUUUAAAGACAAAAUUAUAACUAUUAAUCCACUUGGCAAUUGAACUAAUAAAUUAUGAGCACAAAAAAUCUCAAAUGCAUUUAUACGUCACGAUAUAUGUUACACUAACACUUGAUGAUAUGUUAGUGCAAGGUCUGACAUUUCGUAUUCAAUAAAAGAUUCUGAUAUAUAAUUAUUUUAUAUCUGCGUUAUUUGUUUGUAAAUAAUUUUAUAUUAUACUGCUUAGAAAUAAAAUGUUAGUUUGUUGAUUAGAAUGGUGGUAUAAAAAAAACUGUGAUUUUGAAAGAUUUUCAUUCAAAUAAAAUGACGCAUUUAAUAAAUAUUGUAACGUUGAUAACGCCAAAGAAACUUCCGAAGCCUGCAUUCUAAUUUCAAACGUUUCGUAUGUCUCUCAACAGAUCUCAACAAAUAAGUAUUUUUAAACAAUUAAUUUGCAAUUGAAACUACGUAACAUUCUUUUUUUUUUAAUCUUAACAGCCAAGUCUUCCCACAUUUUUGUGACUGCAAAUUUUAAUAUAUUAAUUUUUUUUUUUGCGUAAUAAAAAAAACGUCCAAAUUGAUGCAGGCUUCUGGAAACAAUAAGAUAAGGAAGAAUACAUAUUUAAGUAUGGUGUAAAUGAAAAUAAUGGGAAAGUUUGGAAUGAUUAAAAAAGUUGAUGGCAUCACUGCUCCAAAAUUCAUUAUAGAUGUUGCAGUUAGGUCCCAAACUGUAUAAAAUCCAUUAGGUUAAUAAAUAUACAUUUAGAUAGGAUUUUUAAUAAAGCCAUUUUUGUAUCAAAUGUUAAAUGUUGAUUUUAAUGUUGAAAUAUUUUAAUUGUUUGUUUAUUGAAAAUUUUAUUAUCGUCGUAAAUUAACAAAAUAUGUAUACAUAUUUCAUUCCCUAUCACUUCAAUGUUUAAAUAUUUACACAAAUAGUAUAAGACUGAGACCAAUCUCAUUAAUUUAUAAAAAUAAGUAUAGAUAGGAAAAAUAUUUAUACAUUUUGAAUAAGCCGUUAUUUUUUUUUUAUUUUUAUUAUAAGUAAAAAAAAUCAUAGAGCUAACAGUAUGCGCGUUAUUAGAAUUCAUAUCUUUUAUUCAAUUUUUAUGAACUCUAAAGAAUAAAAAAAAUAUCUGUAAGUGUAACUAUUUUCCGUGAUAGCACGAACUUUUUUCUAGAUGUGGAUUUUAACGCUUACUAAAUAACGCUGUGUUGCAUAGCAUUUUAAUUACCUAUUCUAGCACUAAUAAGAAAAAAAAAAUCUAUGCCCACUUAACAAUAAGAAAUAUUGAACAUUAUUGAAAUAUUUUCUCAAUUGAUUAUGGAUACGAUUCUCUUGUCUUUCAACUUUAACUUGCUUUUCUGUUUUUGCUUCUCAAAAUAAAUUUUAGACAUUUUUUAGACAGAUAUAUACUGUUUUUUUUUUUUAAAUCAUAUUUAUUUUUUUAUUUUUCAACAAUAGCAAACUAACUUUCUACUUCUACAACAGAAACAAAAGAAAUAUCUAUAACUAGAAUUAGAUAAAUGAUGUGAUUUUCUAACUCUAAAUGUCUUUAAAAUAAUCAUUACUUUUACUAGUCAUUUGUAAUCAAUUAGAAUGUCCAGAAUCAAACUAAAAAUCAGUUACAGUUAAAAUUGUUGUUUGUAAAAGUCAAAAAAACCUCUUCCUAAAUUGUCAUUGCAUUAUCAAUUUAUUGAAAAAAUUUGUACUUCUUAUAAUAUCCAUUUUUCCCGCAUUUGCUAUCUUCUUAUCUAUUACAUGUGCCUCUUUACUUAAUUCGUUUAUUAUCAUUUUAAUAUUUUCUAGUAUUUAUAAUCUGUUUUCUAUAUUUUAUGUGUAAAUAAUUAUUUAUAUAUUUAUUUUUUAGAAAACGUACAGCUGAAUUACAGUCAAUAAAUAAUCAAAUUUAUAUCUAUGUAUCUAUUUAUAGAGAUGUAUCUUUUUUACCUCUGUUUAAACAAUUAUGAACUACGCCUAUAACCACAGAAUCUGUAACUUCAUCUACAAGGAUACUGUCUAUAGCUAGAAGUGAAUAUUUAUUUUCUAGUCAAUUUAUUGUAAAAAAAUUAAGUUCCUUAAUAAUAUUAGACACUAGUAUAUUAUUUUUAUUAUGAAGGCACUGAGAGCACCAUUUUCUAAUAUUUAGAUACAUAUUGCACGUUUGCACAUAAAGGAUUGACAAAUCUAAAUGUUUCUAAGUACUAUCUAACUAUUAUAAUAAAUAAACAGGUAGAAUCGAAACUCCUAUGGAUUUAAUUAUAAUAAUUACGAUGGUACACUGACGAUCUCCUUCUGUUUAAAACCUAAAUAAUUCAGGGCAUUGCAUGCAAUGCAACACACAUGGCAGUAAGAGCAUGCGUCUGUUCACUCUUGGAAACGAGUGUUGUCAUUUCGUUAAAUUAUUUGUAAAAUGCGAAUAAAUUUGUUGCAACCCUUCUUACUUAUAUGGGAUUUAAAUGGGAGAAAAAACAGGUUUUGAAGACAUUGUCACAUCCAUAAAUCACGAUAUAUGAGUAUUGGUUCUACCCAGUUUAUUAUUAUAGGUAACUUAUCAUAAACAAGUCUUUUAAUUUUUCUUUAAUGUGUGAUUUCAAAUAAAUAAUUCCGCCCGUAGAUAGAGCUAUGAUAAGAAAUAUUUAAUUUAAAUACCCCGCACUGCAGUAAACAGAAAUAUGGGUAUGUAGGUCUCUAAAAUUAUUUAUAGUGUUAUUUAUUUGCUAUGGCUAUAUUUAUUUGCUAUGUCAGAGAAAUUAUACUUUGUAAUAAUUUGUUGAAUCUUUGAAAUAUAUAUUUUUAUUUAAAAUUUACUGAUUAAUUGGUGUGAUAUCAAAUUGAAAUUUUAAUUUUAGAUAUGUAUAGGUUUUAAGGAAUAACACCUCAUAAACAAUCCUAAUAUCCGGUGGAUACAGCUUAAAAAUAUUUCAUUUUUUGGGUACUUAUUAAAAGCACAUAUGUUUAUUCUAAUUAAAUAAAUAUAACCAGGAAUAUCUGAGCGCAUAACCUAAAACUUCCAAUAUGAGCCGACUGAACUAACCUAUCGAGAAUCGAACCUAGGACUUCAUUUACGCAAUGUUAUGUACUGUACUAUAUUACUAUAACGUCGCAAAUUUAAUAUAUAGUUAUUAAUAUUAUCAGAUAAUUAUAUUAUUUAAUAACCAAUUCUAUUCUUCCAUGAAUUGUAAUGCUUUGUUCUUAUUAAAAGUGGGUACAGUUAGCAUUAAAAGUCGAUGAAUACUAAUAUUUACAUAACAUCUAUGUAAUACUCAUAUAUUUUGACUUUAUACGAUGAUCAAUCAUUGCUGGCAAAAAAGAAUCUUGAAAGACAACUUACCUAUAUAUGAAAAACCGGUAUCAUUACAAGGUUUGAGAAAUUUGUAGGCAAAUGUUUACCUAUUUUUUAUGCUAACUGUACAUAGUGUUUGAAUUCUUCCGCAAAAUCACUGUAUAUUAGAUAGGACUUUAUCAGAUCUGAUUCUCGAUUAUAAAAUUAAAUAAAAUAUUUAUUUUAUGAGGCACAAAACGAUGAAAAUGUAUUGUUAAAGCUUUUUCAUAUUUUAAAACAUUAAAAAAUUAUGAGAGAA
Molecule: messenger RNA, 7215 nt
Organism: Galleria mellonella (greater wax moth)
Lineage: Eukaryota; Metazoa; Arthropoda; Insecta; Lepidoptera; Pyralidae
Gene: Mctp
Product: multiple C2 and transmembrane domain-containing protein
Exons: 20
Coding region: 549-3128 (859 amino acids)
Biological process (GO): regulation of neurotransmitter secretion
Cellular component (GO): synaptic vesicle membrane
Molecular function (GO): calcium ion binding
Source: RefSeq, a predicted model, not a curated record